This is a messenger RNA of Linum trigynum, 1600 nucleotides long. NCBI's taxonomy places the organism in Eukaryota, Viridiplantae, Streptophyta, Magnoliopsida, Malpighiales, Linaceae. The record is from the annotation of a GenBank genome assembly.
CCAACGUUCAUCUUCUUCUUCUCCUUGUUUUUCCUUCUCCAAAAACACAAACACAGAAGUCACGAAAGGUGCUGCUUUCUGACUUUGAUUGGAGGGACUCCUGGGGGUGGUUUGCCUAAAUCCUACCAGCAACGAAGUAGUGGGGGCAAAUAAACACUCUAAGGAGAGUGAUCUAAUCACGCCUUCAAUCGUUCUCUUCCAUACUGUUUCCCUGACAAUCUUAGAUUGUUUAUUUUUGAGUGACAAUGGAUUCUGGAGUGGAGAGCACUUUGAAGGCGUAUGCCUCUGAUUCCAACAAACUCAAUCGGUUUGAUGGAACCAAUUUCACCCGCUGGCAAGAGAAGAUGAAAUUUCUGUUGACUGCUUUGAAGAUCGUGUACAUACUGGAUCCUGAUUUGGUGCCGCUAGAAGAACCACAAGACACUGACUCUGGUGAAUUGAAGGUUGAGCGCAAGAAGAGGAGUGAGGACAGUCUGCUGUGCCGAGGAUACAUCCUCAAUUCACUAUCUGAUCGUCUCUACGAUCUGUAUUCCCAGUUGGCGACCCCUACUGAAAUUUGGACAUCUUUGGAGAACCAGUACAAAUCAGAGAAACAGGGCGUAGAUAAGUUUGUCACAUUCCAGUUCUUUGAAUUUAGCAUGACUGAUAAGCGUUCAAUUCUGGAUCAAGUUCAUGAAUUCCUAAUCUUGGCCUCUAAGUUCACUGCGUUGAAGAUAACACUUCUUGAUGCGUUUCUGGUGGGGGCAAUUAUUGCGAAGUUGCCUCCAUCAUGGAACAACUAUAGGAAGAAAUUACUUCAUACGUCAGAGGAGUUCACUUUGGAGCAUAUUCAGAAGCACCUUAGGAUCGAGGAGGAAACUCGUAUCCGUGACAAGGAUCUGAAUUCGGGGGCACCAUCAAGUUCUAAAGUGAAUGUUGUGGAGAGCAAGAAAGGAAGAAGAGAAAGGCCAUGAAUAAUUCCAAAAACCAGACCAACAACCAGAAGAAUAAAAAGAAAAAACCGUCCCCUAUGUCCACUAAGAAUUGUUUCAAUUGUGGGCAAUUGGGACAUAUUGUUCGCUUCUGUCCUAAUCCAAAGAAGAACCAGAACUAAAACGAAGGGGCUGCAAGUGCAAACGUGAUUGAGAAAGUUGAGCCUAGUGAGAUUGUUGCAAUGAUUUCUGACUUACAUGUGAGUAUGAUUCAGGAAUUGCACAUGGCUGGAGUCAUGACCAGUGCUGAUUGGUGGUAUGAUUCGGGGGCAACUGCUCACAUUUGCAACAAGAGAGCCAUGUUCAAGGACUACACAUAGUCAACGGAGGGACAUGAGGUUCUGUUGGGUGAUCAUCGCACGAUCAAGGUUCUUGGAUCUGGAACCGUGGAGCUUUUCUUCACCUCGGGAAAGAAAGUUGUUCUCACCAAUGUCCUUCACGUUCCUGAUGUUAGAAAGAACUUGUUUCUGGUUUCAUGCUUUGUAAGAAGGGGAUAAAAGUUGUGAUAGAAUCUGAUAGGGUGAUUCUGACCAAGGCUGGAUGUUUGUUGGGAAGGGCUAUGUUAGUGAUGGUAUGUUUAAGUUAAGUAUUGACAAUGGUAAUAUUAAUAAUAAAGUUGAUGGUUCUGC